Daucus carota subsp. sativus is the source of this 3487-nucleotide messenger RNA. Its product is annotated as L-arabinokinase-like. NCBI's taxonomy places the organism in Eukaryota, Viridiplantae, Streptophyta, Magnoliopsida, Apiales, Apiaceae. The transcript is spliced from 29 exons. The record is from RefSeq and is a predicted model, not a curated record. The coding region runs from base 174 to 3143 and encodes 989 amino acids. Gene Ontology annotation, molecular function: ATP binding.
AUUCGACGCAACCAAACAGUCCUUAACCGAUAAGGCCAACGCCACGUCACUUCCCAUCUCCUAACUGUUGAGUUUCCAUAUAAAUCACUCAACUUAACUGCUCCUUAAACACAUGAUUGUUGUUUGUACUAAGCUGUCUGUAUCUAUAGUUUCCAGUUGUAAGUAUUGAGGAGAUGAGAACUGAAGGUGAAAGUCGUGAUGAUCACGUUGUUGUUUCGGACCGCUUGAUUUUCGCGUACUAUGUUACUGGUCACGGCUUUGGUCACGCUACUCGUGUUACCGAGGUUGUUAGACAUCUCAUACUUGCUGGACAUGUUGUUCAUGUGGUCACUGGUGCACCUGACUUUGUCUUUACAACUGAGAUACAAUCUCCUCGACUCAUCCUACGGAAGGUACUGCUAGAUUGUGGAGCUGUUCAAGCAGAUGCUUUGACAGUGGAUCGUCUCGCUUCCUUGGAGAAGUAUUCAGAGACUGCUGUAGCACCUCGUGAUUCUAUUUUGGAAACAGAAGUACAGUGGCUGCACUCUAUCAAGGCAGACUUAGUGGUUUCAGAUGUUGUUCCAGUUGCCUGCCGUGCUGCAGCUGAUGCUGGUAUACGGUCUGUUUGUGUUACAAACUUCAGUUGGGAUUUUAUCUACGCGGAGUAUGUGAUGGCUGCAGGAUAUCAUCACCGAUCGAUUGUUUGGCAGAUAGCAGAGGAUUAUUCUCACUGUGAAUUUCUUAUCCGUCUUCCAGGCUACUGUCCAAUGCCUGCUUUCCGUGAUGUUAUUGAUGUUCCUUUGGUUGUCAGAAGGUUACACAAACCCCGAAAGGAGGUGAGGAAGGAACUUGGAAUUGCAGAAGAUGUGAAGCUUGUUAUCCUCAACUUUGGUGGACAACCAGCAGGUUGGAAACUGAAAGAGGAAAGCUUGCCCUCAGGAUGGCUUUGCCUGGUCUGCGGUUCGUUAGAAGACCAGGUUCUUCCUCCAAAUUUCAUUAAGCUUGCAAAAGAUGUGUAUACGCCUGAUCUCAUUGCAGCAUCUGAUUGUAUGCUUGGAAAGAUUGGAUAUGGUACGGUCAGUGAAGCCCUAGCGUACAAGUUACCUUUUGUCUUUGUCCGUAGAGAUUAUUUCAAUGAGGAGCCAUUCCUAAGAAAUAUGCUCGAGUAUUUCCAAGGUGGGGUUGAGAUGAUUAGGAGGGAUCUGCUAACUGGACAAUGGAGACCUUACCUCGAACGUGCAGUUACUUUGAAACCUUGCUAUGAGGGAGGUUGUAAUGGUGGUGAGGUCGCAGCUCGUAUCUUGCAGGACACAGCUAUUGGGAAGAACUAUGCAUCUGAUAAGUUGAGUGGGGCUAGGAGAUUACGGGAUGCUAUCGUUCUUGGCUAUCAAUUACAAAGAGUCCCUGGAAGAGAUAUUUCAAUUCCAGAGUGGUAUGCUAAUGCUGAAAGUGAAUUUGGUCUUCGUACUGGAACACAAAAUGCUGAAACAAAUCAGUCAAGUGUAUUCGAGAACUCAUACAUUCAGGACUUUGAUAUUCUUCAUGGAGAUCUUUUGGGUCUUUCUGAUACGAUGAGUUUCUUAAAGAGUUUGGCGGAAUUAAAUACUUUAUCAGAUUCUGGAAAGAAUGCUGAAAAGCGACAGAUGCGAGAGCGCAUGGCUGCUGCUAAUCUUUUCAAUUGGCAGGAAGACAUCAUUGUGGCAAGAGCUCCUGGAAGGUUGGAUGUAGUUGGUGGAAUCGCAGACUACUCAGGGAGCCUUGUCUUGCAGAUGCCUAUUAGAGAAGCCUGCCAUGUUGCUGUCCAAAUGAUUCAUCCAAGUAAACAGAGGCUCUGGAAGCAUGCCCAAGCUCGACGUCAAGGAUCGACGCCAGUGCUACAGAUAGUAUCAUAUGGCUCUGAACUAAGUAAUCGUGGUCCAACCUUUGACAUGGACAUCUCAGAUUUUAUGGAUGGCGAGGAGCCAAUGGCAUAUGAAAAGGCUAAAGUUUACUUUGCUCAAGAUCCAUCGCAAAAAUGGGCUGCAUAUGUUGCGGGAACUAUUUUGGUUUUGAUGAAAGAGCUGGGUGUACGCUUUGAGAAUAGCAUCAGUAUGCUGGUUUCUUCUGCUGUCCCAGAAGGCAAAGGUGUUUCUUCUUCUGCUUCAGUAGAGGUUGCUAGCAUGUCUGCCAUAGCUGCUGCUCAUGGCAUCGACAUCAGCCCAAGGGACCUUGCUUUGCUCUGCCAAAAGGUAGAGAACCAUGUUGUUGGAGCUCCAUGUGGCGUGAUGGAUCAGAUGACUUCAGCGUGUGGUGAAGCCAACAAACUGCUUGCUAUGGUUUGUCAGCCAGCUGAAGUACUUGGGCUUGUAGAUAUUCCUAGUCAUAUAAAAUUUUGGGGAAUUGAUUCAGGAUUGCGGCACAGCGUUGGUGGUGCAGACUAUGGUUCUGUCAGAAUUGGAGCUUUUAUGGGUCGAGAAAUAAUCAAAUCUACUGCAUCUGCCAAGUUAUGUAAAUUUCUAUCUAUUGCAAACGGGACACAUACAGAUGAACUGGAAGAAGACAGCCUUGAACCACUUGAAGCUGAAAAAUCACUAGAUUACUUGUGCAACCUGUCACCUCACAGAUAUGAAGCUCUAUACGCUAAGAUUCUUCCUCAGUCUAUGCUUGGCGACACAUUUCUGGAAAAAUAUACAGACCACAAUGAUCCUGUGACAAUCAUUGAUAGGAAGCGUAAUUAUGGAGUUAAAGCUGCUGCUAAACAUCCUAUAUAUGAAAAUUUCCGUGUGAAGGCAUUCAAAGCACUACUAACAUCUGCUGCAUCAGACGACCAACUUACGGCACUUGGAGAACUGAUGUAUCAGUGCCACUAUAGUUAUAGUGCUUGUGGACUUGGCUCGGAUGGCACAGAUAAGCUGGUUCAACUGGUGCAAGAAACUGAGCACAGUAAACCAUCUAAAUCUGGUGAUGGGACUCUGUAUGGGGCAAAAAUUACAGGGGGUGGAUCUGGAGGAACAAUUAGCGUCGUUGGUAGGAACUGUCUACGAAGCAGCCAACAGAUAUUUCAGAUUCAGCAGCGAUACAAGGCUGCCACUGGGUAUCUCCCAGUUGUUUUUGAAGGUUCAUCACCGGGUGCAGGAAAGUUUGGACACUUAAGAAUUCGUCGUCGCCUCUCGCACAAACAGUAAUAUACAAACAAAAGAUACGAAAUUAAGAAUAUACACGUUCUUAGUGGUUAAUAAUCUGUCACGUCUGAGCUCACCAUUGUUCCACUAUCCGCACAAAGCAAGACAGUAUCAUCGUCUCUGGACUUGGACCAAAGAAUCUUGUGUAGUAUAUAUAGGUGGGUGAGGAUUGUGAUUUUAUAUAGCUUUUAUAUUGCAAGUGGAAUUUCGAUGAGAACUUGCAGAUGUAUACAUGUGUUUCUUAAACAAUGUUAGAGCUCGGUGUAUUGUGUUUGAAUGCACCGUAGCUCACUCCGAGAUUUAUCAGAACAGAUUACUAGUUAUAAAAGUUAGUUGACUUCAUGCUA